Messenger RNA from Nerophis ophidion (straightnose pipefish), 8370 nucleotides. RefSeq names its product ATPase phospholipid transporting 11C (gene atp11c). Gene Ontology annotation, cellular component: recycling endosome; endoplasmic reticulum; trans-Golgi network. The transcript is spliced from 31 exons. Gene Ontology annotation, biological process: phospholipid translocation. The record is from RefSeq and is a predicted model, not a curated record. The coding region runs from base 312 to 3776 and encodes 1154 amino acids. Gene Ontology annotation, molecular function: ATPase-coupled intramembrane lipid carrier activity; magnesium ion binding; ATP binding. Lineage: Eukaryota; Metazoa; Chordata; Actinopteri; Syngnathiformes; Syngnathidae.
UUACUGAUAAUCUUAAUCACUGAGCCGGCGGGAGUGAAGCUGCCGGUUCGCAGCCAGCCGAGCGAGUGUGAAAAGAGAAGUUAAGUUCUAGUUUCCGGUGACACAGUCAGUCAAGCCUCGCAGGGAUCCUCGCUGGCGGCUUGCGGCGGCCGGAAAACCAGCAGCGGCACCAGCAGCAACAGGGCGCCGGAGCCGAGCGAGAUGUCAGCGGCGGCUCUAGCCUCCAGCUUCCAGGGGAACUACCGACGAACCGCCACGCCGCUACCCGCCACUCCCAGCAAUAACAACAGCAGCAGCGGCAGCGGGAGAGGAUGCGAAUGUUGACCGGGCGGUGGAGUCGACUCACACGGGGAGGAUGUAGCAGUUCCGCGCUCAAAGGCGAGGAGAGAAGAGUGGACAGUAGGACGAUCCACAUCGGCCAUCGUCCACGUUCUGCCAGCGAGCCUUUCACCCCGCCAAAGUUUUGUGACAACAGAAUCGUGUCAUCCAAGUAUACCGUGUGGAACUUUUUACCAAAGAACCUGUUUGAACAGUUCAGAAGAAUUGCCAAUUUCUACUUCCUUAUCAUCUUCCUGGUGCAGGUGAUAGUGGACACCCCCACCAGCCCAGUCACCAGUGGCCUACCUUUAUGUUUUGUGAUUACCGUGACAGCCAUCAAGCAGGGCUACGAGGACUGGCUGCGGCACAAGGCCGACAACGAGGUGAACAAGUACCCGGUGACGGUGCUGGAAAAGGGUCGGAGGCUACGGAAGGACAGCGAGAAGAUUAAGGUGGGAGAUGUUUUGGAAGUGGAGGAAGACGAGACGUUUCCCUGUGAUUUAAUCCUGCUCCAAUCCAGCAGAGAUGACAGCACCUGUUUUGUUACCACUGCAAGUCUGGAUGGAGAGUCCAACCACAAAACACAUUACACUGUUCCAGACGUAGAGGAUCUGGAAUCACUCAGUGCCACGAUCGAGUGCGAGCAGCCGCAGCCUGACCUUUAUAAGUUUGUCGGCCGUAUGCACAUCUACAAAAGCAAUCAGGAACCUGCAGUCAGGUCCUUGGGCCCUGAGAACCUGCUGCUGAAAGGGGCAACUUUAAAGAAUACGCAGAAGGUGUUUGGUGUUGCUGUUUACACUGGCAUGGAGACUAAAAUGGCUCUCAACUACCAGGGCAAGUCUCAGAAGCGUUCUGCUGUGGAGAAGUCCAUCAAUGCCUUCCUUUUGGUUUACCUUUGCAUAUUGUUGAGCAAGGCACUAGUGUGCACAACACUCAAGUAUGUUUGGCAAAACACGCCCGGGCAGGAUGAGCCCUGGUAUAAUGAGAAAACCCAGAAGGAGAAAGAAACCAAUCUGUACCUAAAGAUGUUCACUGACUUCCUGUCAUUCAUGGUGCUCUUCAAUUUCAUCAUUCCUGUGUCCAUGUAUGUAACGGUUGAGAUGCAAAAGUUCCUCGGAUCCUUUUUCAUUGGCUGGGACAAAGACUUUUUUGACCCAGAAAUCCAGGAAGGAGCGCUCGUCAACACCUCCGACCUCAAUGAGGAACUAGGACAGGUGGAGUACGUCUUCACGGACAAGACGGGUACCCUCACCCAGAAUAACAUGGAGUUCAUCGAGUGCUGCAUCGACGGAAUCCAGUACAAGCACCACAACACGGACUCGGCGGGGGACGGACUGUGUGUCACAGAUGGGCCCGUGAAUGGACUGAAGCAAAAAGCUGACAAGGACCGUGAGGAGCUCUUUCUGCGCGCGCUUUGCCUGUGCCACACGGUCCAGGUGAAGGAGUCCCCCGAGCAGAGUCAGCUUCAACAGGUGGACCAGGUGGACUGGCUGCAAACGGACGGCGAGGCGCACGAGCAACCUCGCAACCAGGCGGGCUUCAUUGCUUCCUCACCUGACGAGGUCGCUCUGGUCAAGGGUGCCAUGAGGUAUGGCUUCACAUUUCUGGGUCUGGAAAGUAAAGCCAUGAAAAUCCUCAACAACAGCAAUGAAAUCGAAGUAUACGAGCUGCUCCAUGUGUUGAACUUUGACCCAGUGAGAAGGCGCAUGAGUGUCAUUGUCAAAGGCAAAUCAGGUGAUAUCCUGCUCUUCUGCAAGGGAGCAGACUCCUCCAUUUUCCCCCGUGUCAAACUGGAGGAAGUGGAACGGAUGCGCACGCACGUGGACCGGAAUGCAGAGGAAGGCUACAGAACAUUGUGUGUGGCUUACAAAUGUCUCAGCACAGAGGAGUACGCCCAGGCAGACGCGGGACUGAGGGAAGCCAGGCUGGCCUUGCAGGACCGAGAGGCGAAGCUCAUGGCUGUUUACAACGAGGUGGAGACCGGCAUGAGUCUCAUCGGGGCGACUGCCGUUGAAGACCGGCUUCAAGAGGAGGCGGCGGAGACGAUGGAGGCGCUGCAGGGGGCCGGCAUCAAGAUCUGGGUCCUAACGGGGGACAAAAUGGAGACGGCCAAGUCCACCUGUUUCGCCUGUCGACUGUUUCAGAGGAGUACCGAGCUGUUGGAGCUGACAGUGCGCACUCUGGAAGGAGGUCGGAAGCGCGAGGAACGGCUGCACGAGCUCCUAAAGGAGUAUCACAAGAAAGCCGUGCAGGAGGCGCCGCUCUUUGAAGCUGCCAGCGCUCGCAGGAGCUGGUCCUCUCCUAACCAGGACUACGGUUUUAUUAUUGAUGGAGCCUCUCUGUCAAUGGUGCUCAACUCUACGGAUUCCAACUACAGGAACCUUUUCCUCCAAAUAUGUCAAAACUGCACUGCUGUGCUCUGCUGCCGUAUGGCUCCGUUGCAAAAGGCCCAGAUUGUGAAGCUGGUAAAGACCUCUAAGGGCAACCCGAUCACCCUCUCCAUUGGAGACGGUGCCAACGAUGUCAGCAUGAUUUUGGAAGCUCACGUCGGCAUUGGAAUUAAAGGCAAAGAAGGCCGCCAGGCGGUGAGGAACAGUGACUACGCCAUCCCCAAGCUCAAACACCUCAAAAAGCUCCUGCUGGCACAUGGACACCUUUACUAUGUUCGCAUCGCUCACCUGGUGCAGUAUUUCUUUUACAAGAACCUUUGCUUCAUCUUACCUCAGUUUUUGUACCAGUUUUUCUGUGGCUAUUCCCAGCAGCCCCUCUUUGAUGCAGCCUAUCUGACGAUGUACAACAUCUGCUUCACCUCUAUGCCCAUCCUGGCUUACAGCCUCUUGGAGCAGCACAUCUGCUUGGAGGCUCUGCUGAGCAAUGCCCCCCUCUACAGAGAGAUUCGCAAGAACGCCAUGUUGCGGUGGAGACCCUUCCUCUAUUGGACUUUGCUCGGAGUAUUCCACGGUUUGGUCUUCUUCUUUGGUGUCCGAUGCCUGUUUAGAAACUCCGCCCUGCAGGACGACGGCCAGGUUUAUGGAAACUGGUCGUACGGCACAAUCGUCUUCACCGUCCUGGUCUUCACUGUCACACUAAAGCUUGCUUUGGACACCCGCCACUGGACGUGGAUCAACCACUUUGUCAUUUGGGGCUCCCUUGCUUUUUACAUGCUCUUCAGUUUCUUCUGGGGAGGAAUAAUAUGGCCCUUCCUUCGCCAGCAGCGUUUGUACUUUGUCUUUGCCACCACGCUGAGUUCACUGACAGCCUGGCUUGUUAUGAUCCUGCUCAUCGUGCUCAGCCUGCUCCCGGAGAUCCUGCUGGCCGUGGUCCGCAAGCCCUGCAGCCCGUUUGCUCAGAAGAAGAAGCCGGUUCAGUCGAACGCCGGGGGCCCCCCCUCUCCCCUGUCGUCAGCCAGGCCCCUGCUCAUGAGAACCUUUUCAGACGAGUCCAAUACUGUCAUUUAAACAAGCCGCCAGAGGAUGACCUCCAGUGAGCACCCAGGUGGAAGCGGUGGCGACCGUCUCCUACAUGCAGCUCAAGGCGCGCCAGUGAAAAGCGGGACUCGCACCAAGAGCGGCGGCCACAUUCAGGGUUCAGGUCUGACCGCCGCCCCAGGAGGAUAAAAACAGACUGCAAGUUUUUUUUUCCCGUCCCGAGGCCACGCCCUCCUCAUGGCGCCCACGCAUGGUUACUGGAAAGGAAAAACACUCAAGACGUGAGUACUCCCAUCUUUUUUUCGCCUUGCGUGUCCGAUGUCCACUCCAGGCCGCAUGGGAAAAUAAACACUUUCUAGAGUCUCACGGUUUUUAAGAUGACGUCCUGGUCCGAGAUCUGCUUCAUGGCUCUUUUACCUUCUUUUCCAUCAUUUUUUUUUUUUUCAAGUCACACACUCGCAGGUUUAAAUUGUGCAAGAACCAAACUGUAUCAAUUUGAGAAUUGAUUAAGUCCAAAAUGUUUGUGUGUUUGCGUGCGUUUGUGUUUGCACGUGUGUCUGUGUGUGUGUGUGUGUGUGUGUGUGUGUGGAGGACUUGAUUAGUGAUGUUGGACCUAAAUAGUUGAGUUGAUUAUGUCCGAGUCUAGUUAAGAAAAGAGGAAUAAUAUAUGUGAUUUACUGUACGUAAAGAAGCUCCGAAAAGCCAAAAAAAAAGGUCAGAGUCAAACACUCGCAGGUUUAAAUUAUGCAAGAACCAAACUGUAUCAAUUUGAGAAUUUAUUAAGUCCAAAAUGUGUGUGUGUUUGCAUGCGUUUGUGUUUGCGUGUGUGUGUGUGUGUGUGUGUGUGUGUGUGUGUGUGUGUGUGUGUGUGUGUGUGUGUGUGUGUGUGGAGGACUUGAUUAGUGAUUUCGGACCUAAAUAGUUGAGUUGAUCAUGUCCGAGUCUAGUUAAGAAAAGAGGAAUAAUAUAUGUGAUUUACUGUAUGUAGAGAAGCUCCGAAAAGCCAAAAAAAAGGUCAGGAAUGUCGUGUCUUCGCACUUGUGUGACUCACUAGAUCAGGCCUGGGCAAUUAUUUUGACUCGGGGGCCAAAUUUUUAGAAAAAACUGUAUCUGGGGGCCGGUAUAUCCAUUUUUAGGAAAACUAAUACAAAACCUGACAAUAAAGUCUGAUUGAAUCUAAAAAUGUUAUGACAGACCGCCUUAAAAACGGAAUGGAUUUUUUUUCUAUGCACGAUAAAACCCUGAAUAUUGAGAACAUAUGAACGUCACACCCCCCCUCUCAAUCCACAUAUAUUACAAUCAACCCAAAUGCAACAAAAAUGCAACAAACACAGCCAAACAUGAACGUGAAGGGUAAAAAAACAAAAAACAUCUACAAUCUGAUAUAUGUGAUGUAUCACUAAGCUUUAGAACUUUCUUGUAAAAAUCUCUUUCCACGUCUGUCCCUGACACCCACAUUUCAGGCUCUGUGGAAACACUCUGUGGAAACGCUCCCCACCCACACUGCUUGUUGCCUCGUCUGAGCUGCUGUGACGUAGAUUACCAUAGUAACUAAUAAGGUUAGUAUACGGGUAUUAGUAUAGUACCGCGAUACUAAUUAAUCAUAUUUGGUACCAUACCAGCUCUGAAAAAUACUGGCCCUCCACACCCUAAGAUUUUUUGUUAAAAUAAAGCCUGUAAUGCAAUUUUUUCUGGUCCCCUUUAUUUGGAAAAGAAUCGAAAAGUAUCAAAAUAAUAUCAGGACAACACUAGUUACUAAAAUAUCAUGCAAAAGCGCAGAUUCCAACCAUUGAAAUACUUUGUAUAGUUGAACACUUAUGGUCAUUAGAAAACAUGACUGCACAUCAUAAUGGCAGCUAGACUUUCCAUCUUAAAGAUUUAAAAAAAAAAAAUUGGGGAAUGUCCGGCGGGCCCGAUCGAAAAUCUUAACGGGCCGCAUGUGGCCCCCAGGCCUUAAUUUGCCCAGGUCUGCACUAGAUGUUUUCUGUCUUCUCGUCAGUUUUAGUGAUUCACCAGUCGGACGUUGGGAGACAUUUUCUCAUUAAAUAGCAUGAUUUUGACAGUUUUUGUACCAAAACGAGCAGGCCACACUUCAAACGUGCACUGUAACCCGAGGACCCCAGGGUCGGCAACCUUCAGCUCGUCCUCUUCGUCUGAGAUUUUUUUUUUCCCCCCAACAACUAAGUGAGGAAUUUUCAAGAAGAGUUCUAUAUUAUUCUGAUUGUCCGUGAGACUGUGCAUGUACAGCACAGGUCUUGGACACACCUAAUCCUAAUUCAAUGGGUUUUUUUUAUGUUCAGGACUAUUCCAGAUUGUCACUGAAGGCAUCAAAACUAUAAAUAAACACAUGCGGAGUUAUGUUCUUAACAAAAAAAGGUGAAAUCAUUCUAGUUUCUUCAAAAUAGCCAUUCUCUGCUUACUGCGUUGCACACUCUUGGCAUUCUCUCGAUGAGCUUCAAGCACACCUGUGAAGUGAAAAACAUUUCAGGUGACUACCUCUAGAAGUGCAUCUAAAAUCCAUUAUUUCUGGUGGGCGCUGUGGCGCCCUACUCUGUUCAGCAGUCCUUGAACACACCGUAAAAACGCACCGGUUUAGUUUGUCAAACGAUUGCUCUGUGCUAAAAGAGCACAAUUUGUCGGUUCAAUAUGCAAAAUUCAAUAUCUCUGUCGCUCAGACAGUUUGAGCUUCAAGAGGUAGUCACCUGAAAUGGUUUUCACUUCACAGGGGAGCUUGAAGCUCAUUGAGAGAUUGCCAAGAGUGUGCAAAGCUGUAGUCAGAGCCAAGGGUGGCUAUUUUGAAGAAACUAGAAUACAAAACAUGUUUUCAGUUGUGUUAAGUACAUAACUGCAUACGUGUUUAUUCAUAGUUUCAACACCUUCAGUGACAAUCUACAAUGUAAAUAGUCGUUAAAAUAAAGUUAAUUCUUAGUUUCGAUGCCUUCAGUGACAACCUACAUGUGUCCGUUAAACUGAGACUAACAGGGUCAUAUUCCUACUGCAUGUGGAAGGCUCUUCACGAAUACUCGGAAGAAAAUAGAGAGUUAAAUUUUGCGCGCAGCAAUUUGAUGGUCAGUAAAAUAAAAAUAUUGUAAGUAAUUUGUCACGUUUCAUGUGUCAGUUAAACUGAGACGAACAGGGUAAUAUCCCUGCUGCAUGUGAAAGGCUCAUCAAAAUACUCCGAAGAAAAUAGAGUUGAAUUUUGCGUUGACCGAUCUGAUGGUCAGUAAAAUAAAAUAUUGUAAGUCAUUUGUCACGUGUCAUUUGUCAGUUAAACUGCGACGAACAGGGUCACAUUUCUACUGCAUGUGGAAGGCUCAUCAAAAUACUCCGAAGAAAAUAGAGUUGAAUUUUACGUUGACCGAUCUGAUAGUCAGUAAAAUAAAAUAUUGUAAGUCAUUUGUCACGUUUCAUGUGUCAGUUAAACUGAAACAAACAGGGUCAUAUCUCUGCUGCAUGUGGAAGUCUCAUCAAAAUACUACGAAUAAAAUAGAGUUGAAUUUUGCGUUGACCGAUCUGAUGGUCAGUAAAAAAAAAAUAGUGUAAGUAAUUUGUCACGUUUCAUGUGUCAGUUAAACUGCGACAAACCGGGUCAUAUCCCUGCUGCCUGUGGAAGUCUCAUCAAAAUACUACGAAUAAAAGAGUUGAAUUUUGCGUUGACCGAUCUGAUGGUCAGUAAAAUAAGAUAUUGUAAGUAAUUUGUCACGUUUCAUGUGUCAGUUAAACUGAAACAAACAGGGUCAUAUCCCUGCUGCAUGUGGAAGGUUUAUCACCAAUAUUUGGAAUAAAAUAGAGAGUUUAAUUUAGCGCGGAGCGAUUUGAUGGUAAAUAAAAUAAAAAUAUUGCAAGUUUAUAAGCUGUUGUUUUGUGGCUCGGGAUUAUUGCGCUUUAAUGCAACGUAUUUAUGGCCACACGUGAGAAAUGUAGAAAAAUGAUGGUGAAAGGCUGCCGACCCAGGUUGUGAGAAUUUAAGGUGGCCUGCCAGGGAGUUCCACAAAAUAAAACCCUCAGAGGAGCUUUUUUAAAAAAUAUCCAAAAAGAGGCAAAUGCACCUUCUUUAUGAAUGUUAUGAGUGAGUGUCUCCUGACCUUUGACUGGUUCCUGCUAGGUUCCUGCAAGGAGCAGUUUUAUCUUGACACGCUCACAGCACUCCUGCACUAUUGACCACGCCCACCCUCCGGUGUCAAAGGUCACCGAGGCACACGGCCCUCUUGCACAAGUCGCAUAACAGCCACACCCGAAAUGCACUAACUGUCCAGACCUGGAAGCAGCGUUCUUGAAAAUCUGUCAGUCGAGUGACUUUUUUGUCAUACAUUCCAUUUUUGUCACGCAAUCACUUUACAACACAAAUAUUGUUUGACUUACCAAAUGUUGUAUUUUUUACUGGGGAGUCCGCCCGUGUCCGCAUCACACACCACACACACUAAAUAAUCAGGUGGCGCUCGGCUUUUCCAAGCUUCUUCUUCACUUUGAUACGUUACCUCCAGACCGCACUGCGCUGGCGACGGACUGCUUUGUUACACGGCAUCGGCGAUGCUCCCUGGAGUCCCAACGUCUUGCUUGUCCAAAAAAAAAAAAAAAGAAUAUGUCACGAGAGCGGAUUGUAUUUUUAACCUUUUUUUUCCAA